Cynara cardunculus var. scolymus (artichoke) is the source of this 1099-nucleotide messenger RNA. RefSeq names its product transcription factor DIVARICATA-like. Gene Ontology annotation, molecular function: DNA binding. The record is from RefSeq and is a predicted model, not a curated record. NCBI's taxonomy places the organism in Eukaryota, Viridiplantae, Streptophyta, Magnoliopsida, Asterales, Asteraceae. Bases 326 to 1033 code for a protein of 235 amino acids. The transcript is spliced from 3 exons.
UCUCCACUAAAGGCUUUUUAUAGCAGCAAAUAAUAAUACAAGAAAUGUAAAGGUGAAUGGAUCACUGUCUUGCCAAAUCUUGCUAACUUUUUAAUGCAAUCAUAAAAGGUUUUCGAUUUCCUAAAGUAAAACCAUCGAGGGCAGCCACAGUAAAUGCUUUAAAAUCACACAAUUAUCUAUCACUCUGUAUAUAAACAGCAGAGAUCGAAUCAUAUAGCCAUUGACAACUGGCCACCCUGUUCAACCAUUCUGGGUUUGAGUUCAUCCACAAUCAAGAUUCACAUCGAAAUCAGUCUUGCUUCUGUCACAAGAGUUUGAAGCAGCUAUGGAGACAUCAUCUCAAUCUUUGCAUCUUUUAAGCUCAAAUAAUAUGAUGCAAGAGAUCAAGAGCUCGAAAUGGACGAACGAACAGAACAAAUGGUUUGAAAGUGCUCUAGCUAUAUUCGAUACAGAAACACCAGACAGGUGGUCAAAUGUCGCUGCUUUAGUCCCUGGGAAAUCCGAGUAUGAUGUUAGGAAACAGUAUGAAGUAUUGAAAGCUGAUAUCAACGAUAUUGAAGCGGGUUUGAUUCCAGUUCCUGGCUAUUUCGCCUUCAAAUCAGAAUUGGUUGAAGAUCGUGGAUUCUAUUCUUUCGGAAAUCGUCUUCUGCGGUCAAGAUCCUUCGAUCAAGAAAGGCGAAAAGGCAUACCUUGGACUGAAGAAGAACACAGGCGAUUCCUGAUGGGUCUUCAAGUUCAUGGCAAAGGAGACUGGCGAAACAUUUCUCGCAACUUUGUAAUGACCAAAACACCAACACAAGUAGCAAGCCAUGCCCAGAAAUACUAUGCAAGACAACAUUCAGAUGGGAAAGAAAAGAGAAGACCUAGCAUUCAUGAUAUCACAACCGUCCACCUGCCGGAAAAUGCCAAUUUCUCUGGCGAAAGAGAGAAGUUUUCACCGUUAGUUAGCACACCAAACAACAGGAACCCUAAUAUCCGAGUAUACAAUUCUGGUCUCUAUUUCCAACCUACAAGAUACCAGGUUCAAGGUUAGGCAACUGAACCGUCCGAGGUUUGUGCUUGUAGUCGAAAUUAAUCAAAAAAUUUGAUAAUUUGUACU